Messenger RNA from Colletotrichum spaethianum, 1089 nucleotides. RefSeq names its product homoserine O-acetyltransferase. Gene Ontology annotation, biological process: biosynthetic process. Gene Ontology annotation, molecular function: acyltransferase activity, transferring groups other than amino-acyl groups. The record is from RefSeq and is a predicted model, not a curated record. NCBI's taxonomy places the organism in Eukaryota, Fungi, Ascomycota, Sordariomycetes, Glomerellales, Glomerellaceae. The transcript is spliced from 2 exons. The coding region runs from base 1 to 1089 and encodes 362 amino acids.
AUGACUGAUACCAAGAAAUUCGUGCUCGGUGACUUCAAGCUCCAGAACGGCGAAACCUUGCCUGGAGCUUGGAUUACCUACAAGACCUUCGGCGAACCUUCCCUGCCAGCUGUCGUCUAUCCCACGUGGUUCUCCGGUGCCAUUGCGGACAACGAGUGGCUAGUCGGAGAUGACAAGACUCUUAACCCGUCAAAGUACUUCAUCAUCAUUCCUGCGCUUUUCGGCAAUGGGCAGUCCAUUAGUCCAUCCAACUCCGAUGUCAACCCGUUCCCUAACGUUUCUUUCUACGAUAACGUGCGCGCACAGCAUCAGCUCGUUACCGAAGAACUCAAAAUCAAGCAUCUGAGAGCAGUUCUGGGGUGGUCUAUGGGCGCUGCUCAGUCAUAUCAAUGGGCGACACAAUACCCUGACAUCAUGGACAUCUGCGUGCCUUUCUGCGGUGCAGCCAAGUGCGCUUUACAUAACCAAGUCUUCUUAGAAGGAGUCAAGUCAGCUCUCCUUGCUGCGAAGAAGAUCAGCUCGGCUGGGAGUAGCAAGGGUUGCAUUGCAGCCGCCGACGACAAGUCUAUUAGAGUAUGGUCAGAUGAGGAAAGGCAAACCGGCCUGAAGGCAUUUGGUCGUGGGUAUGCUGGAUGGGGCUUCUCCCAAGCAUUUUACCGACAAGAAGUCUACAAGGAGCACUACAAAUCCCAAGACCUUGAAGAAUUUCUCCAGAGCUUCUGGGAGAAAUGGGCUCUAAGCAAGGACCCCGAAAACCUCCUUGUCAUGAUUCAUACGUGGCAAAGCGCCGAUGUGAGCAAGCAGGAACCCUACAAUGGUGAUUUCAAGAAGGCCAUGGCGAGCAUCAAGGCAAAAACUUUGGUGCUGCCUUCUAAGACUGAUCUCUACUUUCCCCCCGAGGAUUCCGAAAUUGAGGUCGAGUGCAUGACUGAGGGUGUUGGUGAAUUGGCGGUCUUCCCAUCUAUCUGGGGACAUUGGGCCGGAGGUCCUCCGGGGAACUUCGACGAUGUCAAGUGGUUGGAUGACAAGCUGAAAGAAAUCUUUUCCUCGGCACCACGGAGAGAUUCUGGGGCGCUUCCGAUCCGUUGA